AAAAUAUACAGUUUUAAAUUUAACGUGAAAAAAAACUUUUUGUUCACCUGUAUCGGAUUUCAAUCAUCUAUUUUUUUCUGUUUCGAGAGAGAAAUUUGAAACCACGAACGAAGAUGAAGUUCAAACGAAUUUUGGGUCGAUUACGACAUUCAAUUCGUCGUCGUCGUCGCAAUCAUGGCUACUAUAAUGACGAAGAUAAUUGUCAAUUACAAAAUAUAUUUGAAAACGAACACUUACAAGAUGGAUUAAUUUUUCCUAAAGAAGAAAAACAAAAAGUUCCACCGAAACCGAAGCCUAUCAUUACUGAUGAUAAUGAUAAAAAGGGUUUGCAAAUUGUUCAAUUGAAAGAACAACCACAUCAUUGUUAUUAUCGUCAUUGUUCAGAAAAUUAUCGAUUAUUCAUUCGUGAUCGUUAUUCAAAUGAAUCGUUUCUGAUCAAUGGUGGCUCAGAUAUCUCAUUGUUUCCAAAUGAGAUUCAAUUUUGGAAUCAUUAUCGAUCGAAAGAAUUGAAAAAAUGGCAAAAACAAUGCAAAAAACAGUACGGCGUUCAAAUCAAUGGUGCCAAUAUGGUAUUUGGCGAAAGCCUUAUUGGCACUGGUGAUGAUUGCAAGAAACAAGAACAAAUGAAAAUCACUGGAAAAUUUUUCAUUGCAUUGGAUUUUGGUUUUGGCCAUGAAUUUGUUUUUGAAUUUUAUCUUUGUGAAACUGAGUACCCGGUGAUUGGUGCAGAUUUUCUUGCUCAUUAUCAUCUACUGCCGGAUUAUCUUUGCCAACAAUUGAUUGAUUUUGAUUAUCAUCGUAAAGUUGAUUGCCAACUAUUUCCUACAGUAGUGGAUCGACGUAAUGUACGUAGUUUGGUGAACAUUCGUCAACCACCAAGCGAAAUAUGAACGAAACACGAAAAUUUUUCAUCACA
Molecule: messenger RNA, 916 nt
Organism: Dermatophagoides farinae (American house dust mite)
Lineage: Eukaryota; Metazoa; Arthropoda; Arachnida; Sarcoptiformes; Pyroglyphidae
Source: RefSeq, a predicted model, not a curated record